CCCCUAAAACCGUAGUGUUGUGCAUCUUCCUACUGAUCUCUGGUAGCACAUCCAGAAAUGUUUGACGGUAUAUCUUAUAAUAUUCCCAGUCUAUUUACCUGAUCAGUCAACGACGGUAUCACGUUCCUGUCGGUAAAUAACCUACGAACAGCCACUAUAGAUUUAAUAAGAAUAACUUGGUAGCCAACUUCAAGGCGUGGGAGUUGUCAGGGAAUAGUUAUUUACAAAUGGGGUCUGAGGCUUGGUUGAGACUUAUUCAGGGUGCAAAGAAAACGGCAAUUAUACAAGAUGGCAAAAGAAAGGUUCAUUUUCUGCUAGAAGAUGGCAGAGAGAUGGUAGAAGAGUAUCAUUUAGACACAAAUGUUCUUGUUAAAAGAGCAUGGAAAGAAAAAGGAAAACUUGGACAAGACGUAGGGUGGCUGGUUGAGAUAGGAGAUCCCGAGCCAAAGCAGCAGGACAAUCUGGAAAUUACUGGGAUUCGUGAAAGUUCAAAUGCUCCUUUUGUUACAAGAAGACUCACAAAAACCUCCUUGGAAUGGAGAAUACGAAAUUUACCAUAUCCAAAAGAUGUGUAUGUGGUGACUGCUGACAACGAUGGUACGAUUACAGUACGCACCACAAACAAAAAAUACUUCAAAAAGCUAGACGUUCCAGACUUAGAACGUAUAGGACUUAAGCCAGAACAGGAACGAAUAUCUUUUACCCAUCAGUUUAAUACAUUAAUUAUCACAUAUAAAAAACCACCACUGCUCCUGGAUUUAGAGAAAAAAGUAUUGAAUGAGUUAAUGCAAUUGAAGUCCAAGAAGGAAGGCGAUGUUCAAUGUCCCACAAGUUAAUAAACAAGCAUUUGUCAACAAA
Cephus cinctus (wheat stem sawfly) is the source of this 858-nucleotide messenger RNA. Its product is annotated as protein DPCD. NCBI's taxonomy places the organism in Eukaryota, Metazoa, Arthropoda, Insecta, Hymenoptera, Cephidae. The record is from RefSeq and is a predicted model, not a curated record. The transcript is spliced from 4 exons. The coding region runs from base 228 to 836 and encodes 202 amino acids.